GUGCACACAGUAACUUACAGAACUUGGCCAGAAAAUGUUGACCGCAACGUUGUUUGUCAUAUUCCUUGUGAUCUGCCCGCAGCUGCAGACACACGCUCAAAACAAUACAGAGGUGGACCUGCAAAAUUCCCAAAAUGCUCUGCAGACUGUGAAAUUGGCUCUUGAGGAAAAACUGCCGGCAAAUACAGAGGCUCGCGAAAUGGGUAAUGAAAUUUUAGCCGCUCUGGAACGUGGCCUAAAGAUCUGUGAUGAGAAUCUUAAGAAAGAUUCGCAAAUCGCCGCUUAUAAUAUGUGUGUUGCCAGCAACAAGGGAUUGGCCAUGGCUUCGCUGGGCGAAUUGGCGGGUCAGCAAUGGGCCAAGUCAGGUGCAUCUCGUCCUGGUCUAUUCUUUUAAAUAUCCAAUUGCUAUAAUGAUUUAAAUAAAGAGAUUGAAUUUGUA
Molecule: messenger RNA, 439 nt
Organism: Drosophila innubila
Lineage: Eukaryota; Metazoa; Arthropoda; Insecta; Diptera; Drosophilidae
Exons: 2
Coding region: 35-394 (119 amino acids)
Source: RefSeq, a predicted model, not a curated record